Messenger RNA from Penicillium paradoxum, 1122 nucleotides. Its product is annotated as putative mitochondrial phosphate carrier protein. NCBI's taxonomy places the organism in Eukaryota, Fungi, Ascomycota, Eurotiomycetes, Eurotiales, Aspergillaceae. Gene Ontology annotation, cellular component: mitochondrial inner membrane. Gene Ontology annotation, biological process: mitochondrial phosphate ion transmembrane transport. Bases 1 to 1122 code for a protein of 373 amino acids. Gene Ontology annotation, molecular function: phosphate transmembrane transporter activity. The transcript is spliced from 6 exons. The record is from RefSeq and is a predicted model, not a curated record.
AUGACUCCUGAAGCUCUCAAUACUAUCGCCGCCAGUCACCCUCUGGGUAGCUUGACCGGCAAGAGCCCUGCUAUGCAGAGGAAGCCGUUUCAGGCCUGGAGUGCACUCGACGAUGUGAAGAAUAAGACCGACAGCAUUGCCCACGAGGCCAGUCGCGAGUUCAAUGUUGCUAGCCAGAAGGCUCAGGAGAAGACCGGCAAGAUUGAGCCUGGCUCUCUGAAGUACUAUGCAGCUUGCACGUUUGGUGGAUUGUUGGCCUGUGGCCUCACCCACACCGCUGUGACCCCACUGGAUCUGAUCAAAUGCCGUCGCCAGGUUGAUUCCAAGCUGUACCAGAGCAAUCUGCAGGCUUUCCGGACGAUUCGAGCCGCCGAAGGUAUUCGAGGUGUCUUUACGGGUUGGAGUCCUACUUUCUUCGGCUACAGUGCCCAAGGAGCUUUCAAGUACGGAGGGUAUGAGUACUUCAAGAUCUUUUACAGUGACUUGGUCGGACAGGAGAACGCCACUCGGUUCAAGACUGCGAUUUACUUGACUGCCAGUGCUUCCGCCGAGCUCAUCGCCGAUAUUGCGCUAUGCCCCUUCGAAUCGGUCAAGGUCCGUGGCCAGACUACCAUUCCCCCUGAGAUUACUGGUACUUUCAGCGGCAUUUCAAGCGUUGUUGCUAAGGAGGGUGUUGCUGGUUUGUACAAAGGUCUCUAUCCGCUAUGGGGUCGUCAGGUUCCAUACACCAUGAUGAAGUUUGCUUCCUUCGAAACAAUUGUUGAAAUGAUCUACCACAACCUGCCUGGCCAGAAGUCGGAUUACAACAAGGGUGCCCAGACGGUCGUUGCUUUCUCUGGUGGUUACCUCGCCGGUAUUCUGUGUGCUGCGGUCUCGCACCCGGCUGAUGUUAUGGUCAGCAAGCUCAAUGCGAAUCGACAGGCGGGUGAGGCCUUUGGUGCUGCUAUGAGCCGUAUCUAUGGCGACAUUGGCUUCCGCGGUCUGUGGAACGGACUGCCUGUUCGUAUUGUUAUGAUCGGUACUUUGACUGGACUCCAGUGGAUGAUCUAUGAUUCCUUCAAGAUCUUUAUGGGUCUUCCCACCACCGGAGGCUCCAGCGAAGACAAAAAGAAGGCCAACUAG